GGUCACCAUAUUAUUUUUUUUAUGCUUGGGCCACAUAUUCUGCGCCUAUAUCGCCGAAAUGAUAGUCGCCGAGAUGCAAUGUGGUUAGCGUCUGCAAUAAAAAGUGGAUUUUGUCAUAUAAAAAAGAGGUCGACAUGAUGCGCUUCACUUCGUUCCUUUGUAAUGCCUGAGAUAGAUAUUGUAGUCCAGGAAUUCCGAUCUGAUUGCCCCAGAGAUCUAAUGUGAUGAGUGUCUAUGUGAAAAAUAAGAGAGAUGAAGAGAAAAUGACGUUCACCGUGUUAUUUUGUAAUGCCUGAGCCAAAUGUUGAGCUCCGAGAGCUUUGAUUUCAUUAUAUCUGAGAUUUAGUUCGAUGAGCGUCUGUAGUAGAAAGUGGAUAAUGCUAUAUGAGAGAGAUGAGAAAAACAUGAUGUUCACCCUGUUAUUUUGUAAGACCUAAGCCAGACGUUGUGCUCCUGUGUCUCCGAUUCGAUUGAAAUAGAAAUAUAGUAUGGUGAGUGCCUGUGUUAAAAAAUGCAUAAUGCUACAUGAGAAAGAUGAGGAGUGCGCUUCACUUUAUUCUUUGCUAGAGCCUGAACCAGAUAUUGUGCUCCGACAGUUCCAAUUUGAUUUAUCGUGAAGAUUUAUUGAGUUUAGUGUCUGUGUAAAAAAGUUGGAUAUCGAUACAAGAGAGAAGAAAGAAGGAAGAUCACCGUAUUACUUUGUAAUGCCUGAGCUAAAUAUUGCGCCCCUAUGUCUCUGAUUUGAUUUAAAGAGAGAUCUAGUGUGUGGGUGUCUGUGUUCAAAAAACGGAUACUAGUUGAUCAGUUAAAUGAAAAGAGUAGGACAUUCACCUUGUUAUUUUCUAAUGCCUGAGCCAGAUGUUGUGCUUCUGUGUGUUCAAUUUGAUUGCUGUAGAGAUCCAGUAUGUUGAGUGUCUGAGUUAAAAAAAUGAAUAUUGUCAUAUGAAAAAGAUGAAGAGAUAAGAAGAUUCACCGUAUGGUUUUGUAAUGCUUGAGCCAAAUGUUGUGCUCCGCCAGGUCCGAUUCGAUUUUCGUAAAGACUUAGUGUGGUGAGUGUCUGUGAUAAAAAAUAGAUAUUGGUAUACAAGAGAGAUAAAGAAAAAAUGACAUUCACUCUAUUCUUUUGUAAUGCCUCAGCUAGAUGCUGUGCUCCGUGAGCUCUGAUUUCAUUGUGUCUGAGAUUUAGUUCGACGAGUGUCUGUGUUAAAAAAUUAUUUUAAUGAAGCAAAACAAGGUCAAUGUCACAUUUAUUCAUGUCCAUAUACAUUAAAAUAUUAUCAUUCUAUAACAAAUCAUUUUUCAGGUGGUUUAUUUAAAUCUGUUUGUCAAGUUGGAUUAUAUGAUGAAUAUCCAUUUGAACAUGAAUUUUUUAUUAAAAUUGAGAAAUCAUUUCCAUUAUUAGAAAAAGUAACUUUGAAAAAUAAUAAACCACCAACAAAUAAACGGUACAGAAUAUUAAAUAAAACAAUUAUAUCCUUAUCUCAAUGA
Didymodactylos carnosus is the source of this 1488-nucleotide messenger RNA. The record is from the annotation of a GenBank genome assembly. Lineage: Eukaryota; Metazoa; Rotifera; Eurotatoria; Philodinida; Philodinidae.